Triticum aestivum (bread wheat) is the source of this 681-nucleotide messenger RNA. RefSeq lists its product as uncharacterized. The record is from RefSeq and is a predicted model, not a curated record. The transcript is spliced from 5 exons. The coding region runs from base 298 to 681 and encodes 127 amino acids. NCBI's taxonomy places the organism in Eukaryota, Viridiplantae, Streptophyta, Magnoliopsida, Poales, Poaceae.
ACUUAAGCUAGUCUUUUUGUUGCUGCACGGACAUGUCCAUAGUUUAGUAGCUGAAAUUCAGAAGUCAGAACUGUUCGUCUGCACACUGAUAGGAAUAGUUCCGAUGCAUCGACCGACAUCGUUGUAGUAGGGAAAUUAGUUUUCGUGCAAUGGACAGUGAUAUUGCUAUUUGAUGUUCGUAAUGCAAUUCUAGCUAGUUGAAUAGAGUUUCAGCUGAGAUUGGGAUUAUGCAUUUGCAGACUUUGGGUUGCUUGUAACCCGCCAUGUCACAGAUAGGGUGCCUGUUAGAAAUCUUCUAUGGGGGUAACCAACAAGCGACAAAUAUUCAGUCUUGAGGGCGCAAGUACUGAAGCUAUGAUCCAGCUGUUGAGAAUAACUGAUAAUCAUGGUGUCUUAUGUGUAACUAUUUUCUUCAGAAAUCACCAAGUACUUAUGAUUGUUACUUGGUCUGGACUCAAUACUCAAGAUGUGGAUGUUUUCUCCUAUAAAACCUGCUAUGCUACCCUCCCUCCCGAGGCACCUACGUGCCCAAGCGAUUCUGGGGUGUUCAAUGAUUUUACUAUGCUGGCUGCUAAAGCCCAAUCAACAGAAGUUGUGAAUGUGUGCUCCAGAUGGGGUGGUUUUGCUAGAACUUUCAGUUCCUCGGUGGAAAGCCAACUGGAAAUGAGGUUAUCGGAAUAG